Esox lucius (northern pike) is the source of this 2070-nucleotide messenger RNA. RefSeq names its product PNKD metallo-beta-lactamase domain containing (gene pnkd). Gene Ontology annotation, cellular component: mitochondrion. The transcript is spliced from 9 exons. The coding region runs from base 11 to 1090 and encodes 359 amino acids. Gene Ontology annotation, molecular function: hydroxyacylglutathione hydrolase activity. NCBI's taxonomy places the organism in Eukaryota, Metazoa, Chordata, Actinopteri, Esociformes, Esocidae. The record is from RefSeq and is a predicted model, not a curated record.
CCAAUGCAAUAUGGCGGCUUCUGACUGGUUGGUAACCCUCGUUGCAACUGCAUUAUUUUGCGGUGUGUUAUGUUUAUGUCUUCGUUUUAGACGCACAGGGCGACCCAUUUGGAAAAGCUUACUUAGUAAAAUAAUGGCACGCACAGAGAAACCACUGUUUAGAAUCGCGUAUACAUUGUACACUAGAACCAAACUUGGUUACAUGUACUACAAAAGGCAGAUGAGAAAAGCACGGGAGCAGUUUCCUACUGGACAUUCCAGAGCACAGCCCAUGGAAGUAAAUGGUAUUAAAAUAAUACCAAUUUCAGUGCUGUCUGAUAACUACAGCUACCUUGUUAUUGACACGGCCUCAAGUGUUGCAGUGGUCAUAGAUCCUGCAGACCCACAGACUGUCCAGGCAGUUCUUGAGGAAGAGGGGGUAAUAUUGGAAGCGAUCCUCUGCACACAUAAACACUGGGACCACAGUGGGGGUAACAAAGGACUUCAGAAACUCCACAGCUUGUGUCGUGUUUAUGGGAAUGCAACUGAUAACAUUCCAGGUCUAACACACCCGCUUUCAGACAAAGACUCGGUUGAUAUCGGCCGCAUGCACUUCAAGGCACUGUUCACCCCUGGACACACCGUGGGUCAUAUGAUCUACCUCCUCGAUGGUGGAGCCACAGGAGCCCCAUCCAGCUUAUUCUCAGGUGACCUUGUUUUCCUCUCUGGAUGCGGGAGGAUGUUUGAAGGCAGUGCUUCCACAAUGCUGUCAUCCCUAGACACAGUUGGCUCCUUAAGUGAUGAAACCCUCUUAUGGCGUGGCCACGAGUAUGCAGAGGAAAACCUGAUGUUUGCUGCGGAGGUGGAGCCCCGCAAUGCUGCCAGGGAAAACAAAUAUGAGUGGGUCCUGCAACAAAGGGGUCAAAAGCUGUGUACGAGUCCUUCCACCAUUGGGGAAGAGAAGGAGUACAACCCAUUCCUGCGCAUCCACUCCUCUGAGCUGCACCAAGCAAUGGGCCUCCAGCAGGACCCAGAUGAGGACUGGACACUGUUCCGGGCUCGUGUCUUAGAGGAGCUGCGAAGGAGAAAAGAUCUUUACAGGGGAAGAUAGUGGUGAGAAUAAAAGACAACUUAAUGCCUUUAGGUGAAUUAAGCCAAGCUUUCAUUAAUGUGCAAAACAAAGGCAGGUAACAUUUCCACUAGCAUUUCUUUAACAAGACAUGUUUUCUUUCCAUUCCAUGGUGUUUGCUCUGACCUCAGACCUGCCACCUCUAAUAAUGCAGGUGGCAAAUGUGAAAUAUAUUGCUUGAAAUUGGCACAAGGACACUAGUCAAAGUACCUCAAUGCUAAGUUGAUCUUGUCUAUGAUUCUAGAAAUGGUCAACAAAUUUAUUACUGUACUGCAAGUGACAAAAUGUAAUGCCAGUCUUUUCAGACAUUUGUGCCAGUUCUGGUACUCAAGCUAGACUGUUUUGAAAUGUUUUGAUUGCGCAUUCUUCUUCUUGCCUGAUUGAAUUAAUAUUGAACUAUAAAGGUGAAGCGAUGGGUACUGUUCAUAGUAAGCUGCUAUUAUAGUUUUUUGUGUUCAUGUCAUGCUGUGUAAUAGGAGUAAACAGAGAUUGUUAUUGGCAUUAUAUUUUUACAAUUAAAAUGGGUACAUGCAUGUUAACUCUGUUUUACUGGACCAUAUAGAUUGUCGAUGGGCACAUGUUAUCUUGUAUAUUAGCUGGAUACUAAAAUAUCACACACUGUAUGCUGUUUUAAUUAUUUAAGAAUUGACAUUUUAGGAUUUUUGGGGAAAAUAGCUGUAGAUUGUUGUUGGUAUGAGUAGAAAUUAAAGAAACACUAGUUUAUAAAAAUAUAUUUUUUAAUUGACUGCUGCCUUCUGAAGGGUUUAGCAUUUUAUAACUACUACUGUACAUUUCUGAAGGUUUUAACUGAAAAGUUAGAUAUCUUUUACACUAUGUAAGGAGGAAAUUAAAAGUUACCAAUGAUAUGUGUGAUUUUAUGAGAUUGAGAGCACUUGUUAUUUGAUGAAAGUGAUUGGGAAUUUAUUGCAAUAAAGCAUUAUUUAAAUGUUUUCUUUACUCAC